GAACAAGCCGUCCAACACGCCACACAAGGUACAGAACUCCUCGAUUUAUACGGACUGAUUUUCUGUCCGAACAAGCAGACACCAUGAACGAACCAGAAACUCUAAAUGAAAUGGAGCAGCUUAAGAAGUCUGGAUUUGGUCGACCUUAUCCAAGACACGGACUCAAGCUGCUUUACUGGUUUGCUAAUGACUGUCUGUAUUUUGAUAAUGAUAAUAAAAUGUGCUGGAAUUAUGAUCCAGAAGAAGGACAUUUUGGUUUCAAAUUCUUUGAAAACAGAGAUAAACUCCUGCCUGAGGUCAACCUUGACUACUACGAGGUGGGAAAUCUGAGCAAAGCAUACGAGCUGCCGGAUUACGUUCGGGAAGAUUAUACCCAAAACGAUGAUGACUGUGACAGAAACACAGACCGCAUCAUAGUCAGCGUUGAUUAUGAGUGUUUUAACAGAGUCUAUGUGACUGAACACAGUGAUCAGACAAGAUUCAACAGGGACGCCACCUAUCGCAUCAGCAGGGGCCUCAUUAUGAACAUCAAGAAGCUGACCUUAGAGGACUUUCUCAUGAAAACUGGGUAUACAACACGAAAAAAGGACACUGAUUGGCGGAUUGAAGAUUCACUGAACAAGGACACUGAUCAAGGAACUGAAGAUUCACCAGACAAGGACACUGAUCAAACAGGUCUACAUCAACGUACUAAGGAAGAAACUGGCAACAUAUUUCCGGGAACAUAUGACCCUGAAAAACGCUGCACCUGUAUCAUACUUUAAACUCUGGGUACAAAGGAUAAAUUAUUACAUUUACACAAUGUGUACAGGAAUUAAAAUAAAUGACAGUGAUUUCUGUUGGUUCGAAGAAAAUCUACAACAGCAAAGUUCAUCCCUUGGUUUAAAGGUUCUGACUGCAAAGUUGAAUUCCGAGAAAAAAUGUUCUAUUUCUAUUGUUGUUGGAGUUUCAAGAUGUUUCGCGUUGAUUUCAAGUUGAAAUUGAGGAGUUUUGCUGCUGCAUACACUGUGUAUCCUGUGCGUAAACAGUUUACUGAGAUAAAAAGUGUCCCGCGUUUUAGGAUUCCAGAGAUUGCCGAAGCGAAUGAGCAGCAAUAUCACAUCAUGUGAUCACCGUGGGGCGUGUUUGACCUACUUUUAACCAAAACAAGUCGGCAUGGGCAAACAAAGAAAAGAUAUAUUCAUCUUUUGUUUCACAGAUCUAUUUGUGAAUGUCAACCACAAAUUACAUCCCUGUGACUCAGAACUCUCGGAGGUCAAUGCAGGGUCAUGGUGUUUUCCGCGUGUCGUCAUCUUGGUGUGCCGCAGUUCCAUAAUUAUGCUAAUUAGUUAAAGUUCCUCCAUUGUGUUUGGCUGUUUCCUGUUUCCGUAGGGCCGUACUGUUUACCUCAAGAGGGAGGAAAACGGUCCCAAAACAGAAGAGUGACCCUCAGGACAUCAAAAUGAUCACAGCUUGUCCACAUGAUAUUAUUCUUGCGAGACAUUGGAAAAUGCCAUGUACAAAAAAAAAAAAAUCAGAUGACUUUGCAGUCAUCACCUUUAACCUACACUGUAAGUCUUCAUAUAAGCCAUAGUGACUAUCCGAGUACAACCAUGAUACAAUACCGGGUCAGGUGUCAGGGACGACACAAGUGCAGGUAUGCAAAUGCUUUAUUUAGAAUGGUCAGGCAACUGGCGAACAGCAUAGAGCAAGACAAGAAUCAUACACCGGGUAACCAACUGUAAAAAUGAUUUUUUUUGCUGCAUGCUGUUUUAUUAUUAUCACUAUUCUUAAAUUUUUCUUAGAUUUAGUUAUAUAUGUAUAUACUUAUAUAGUCUUUCCUUUUAUUCUUUUUUCUUUAGAAUUUUUCAUAUCCUUAGCCUAUUUCUAUUAAGUGUGUAUCUUUGUUUAUAGUUUAGCAGUGCAAGAGCCAAAUUUUGUUUUGGAUUAUUCGAAUAAACCAUUAUUAUUAUUAUUAUUACCGAGCAAUUGUUCAAAUAAAUCUUUGGCAUUUGAAACUAAUAAAAACCUGUCUGCCCAGCAAACUUCUCUCUCUUCCUGCCUUAACGACCAUUUUCAAAACAUUAUCACAACAAGGAUUUGAGUUCAAAUUAUCCAUCCAUUAUCCGUAGCCGCUUAUUCUGUGCAGGGUCGCGGGCAAGCUGGAGCCUAUCCCAGCUGACUAUGGGUGAGAGGCGGGGUACACCCUGGACAAGUCGCCAGAUCAUCGCAGGGCUGACACAUAGAGACAAACAACCAUUCACACUCACAUUCACACUUAUGGUCAAUUUAAGUCAAGUCAAGUUUAUUUGUAUCGCGCUUUUAACAAUAAACAUUGUC
Messenger RNA from Neoarius graeffei (lesser salmon catfish), 2319 nucleotides. RefSeq lists its product as uncharacterized. Lineage: Eukaryota; Metazoa; Chordata; Actinopteri; Siluriformes; Ariidae. The record is from RefSeq and is a predicted model, not a curated record. The transcript has 2 exons. The coding region runs from base 84 to 764 and encodes 226 amino acids.